UAUGCCACUCUGACGUUUGUUUAAUUAGAUUUUAUCAUGGAUAGCUCGUGUGUUUAGAUGUACGCGCAAAUAAUUAAUUAUCGUGUGCGGUUUGCUGUAGCUUGACAGUGACACGUUUUCUAGUUCUCAUUCCCCGACGGAAUGUCGUAGCGGUGAACGAUAAAUAAACGAUAAGACGUCGUUCGAUUUCAGGAUAUCACAUUCAAUAUUAUAUCGAUGCUGAAAAAUUCAAAGCAUGUCGCAGCCGACUCGUGCAAACUCAAUCGAACUGCAUUUCUAUUUUCGUUAUCUCUUUCGUUUACUCGUAUUCAUGCGUGCAGGCUCAACGUUACUUAAAAUCCGCGGGCCAUUUACUUUUUCCACGGCGAUAUGCGUAAUGUGAAAUUAAAGCGCGGUGUAACGUGUGUGGCAUUCUUCCUUGCCUUAUUGCAAUUCGCUUGUAACGUUAACGCCGCGGACAGCGAUUUUAUUCGCGACUACUUUGUAAACAAGGCAGUGCGAAAUGUCGUGGGAUUUUCCUGCGGAGAUUUUACGAGCGAUUUUUACUUCUUGAAGACAUUAAGCAGAGCCGGUAUAUAUACGAUCAUCCGGAGGCACAGCACGGAUUUCAACCUACGACGAUUCUUGAGAACUGACGCCUGGAGCUUGGGGGUCGUUGUGGAUUUGCGUUGUCACAACAAGAGCGCCGUGGCCAUCUUCGCCGAAACCUCGAGGUAUCGUAUGUACGACUACUCGUAUCACUGGUUGGCCCUGGGAUCGAAGCUGGACAGCAGCGUGCGGCUUUUGAACGACAGCGCUUACAGCAUGACGACCGACUUCGCGCUCGCGAUAAGGAACGGCACUGGCUACGAUCUUUACGACGUUUAUAAUCAUUGCAAGUAUCGCGGAGGUACGCUGAACGUGACGUGGCUGGGCUUGUGGCGACGAGGAGAGGGUCUUACCGUCACUCUGACCCAACCCUUGGUCCACAGAAGGGCUAACAUGCACGGCAUGACGCUGAAGAUGUCUGGCGUGAUACAAUACAGGCCGAAAAACAUGCGAUUGGAGGAUUAUAUGGUUGACAUUAACACCAGAUCUUUGGACAGCAUGCACAAAUUCGUGUACGCGAUGAUAUCUCAUACCGCGGAUCUUUUCAAUUUUAGUGUACACGCCUCGGAGAUAAUUUACUGGGAUCGUCACAGCGUGCACGGCUUGAUAUUCGAGAUCUUACAAGCGAACUACAUCGACUUUGGCAGUAAUCCUAGGAUUAUGGUGUCUGAAAGAUUAGAAAAAGCAUCUCUGAUCGGCGCGGCGUGGCCGAUUCGACCUUGCUUCAUGCUGCUGUCCACCCCGUCGAGCAACAUCAAACUUAAGAUCUUCUUUAAGCCGUUUUCGGUUUAUACUUGGUACCUGAGCGCCGUAUUUAUAGUGUUCUUCAUGUUCGUGAUGAGAAUAAUAAUGAAACGCGAGGAGACGAGCACAGACGAGACCUAUUCCGACGCUGUGGUUACUACUAUCGGCGUUACCGCUCAGCAAGGCACAAAUUUUUUUCCUAAACGCAUUCCCGGCCGUAUCGCUCUUCUGCAGAUCCUCGUGUUCAACUGGAUCAUGUACAACUACUACUCGGGCGGUAUAGUGUCGGCUCGUUUGAGCGAGCCGCUCGAUAAGAUGGAAGAUGACGUGACGGUUCUCGCGGAUAGCGAUCUGAAAAUCGCGGCGGAGGCUGUGCCGUAUCUCAACUACUUUUUAUACAAACUCAGCUCGACCAAUUACUUCAGGCAGAAGCGCUGGGAUUCUCUGCCAGAGUCGAAGCGGUACAUGCCGAUAGAGGAAGGUAUGAAGCAGGUCAGCGAGGGAAUCCUGGCCUAUCACACGGACCCGAACACGGCGUAUCCGUACAUCGAACAGACGUUCGAGCCUCACAAGAUCUGCGCGCUGACGGAGAUCCACCUGUUCAAGCAGUCCGUCAUGGGUAUGUACGCCAGUCGCAACGGUCAGUUCACCGAGAUGGCGAAAAUCGGACUUUCCAAGAUGUUCAAUACCGGGUUACGCGAUCGACAGAUCAAGUAUUGGUCGAGCAGGAAGCCUCAGUGCACGAUCGACACGUUGUCCACGAGAAGCAUAUCCGUAUACGAGACCGCUCCGGCUUUGAUCCUGUGGUCUUUCGGCGUACUCAUCGGAGGCAUAAUAUGCAUUAUCGAGAAUAUCAUAUACUAUCGACUCGAGAGAGAAGAAAUGCUGACACGAUUGAGCAGCGGUGAUGCGGAGGAGAAGGAGGAGGAGGAGGAGGCCGGCACGAGCAAAAAUAAUUUGUCCGCGUGAACCGUCUCGCCUUGGGAAGUAAAAUAUUCACGAGUCGUUCGCGUAUUAUAAUUGGUACAUUCGUUAGUGUCUCGUUAUUGUAUAUUUAUUUCAUGCGGUGGGACAGCACGCGUUAUACAAAAUGUAACUUUUUCCCAGUCCAAUAUUUGCCCUAAUAAAGUUGUGAAUUCACUUUGCAUCGAAAAA
This is a messenger RNA of Vollenhovia emeryi, 2487 nucleotides long. RefSeq lists its product as uncharacterized. The record is from RefSeq and is a predicted model, not a curated record. The transcript is spliced from 10 exons. The coding region runs from base 370 to 2301 and encodes 643 amino acids. Lineage: Eukaryota; Metazoa; Arthropoda; Insecta; Hymenoptera; Formicidae.